AGAAAGGAAGUACGAUUGAUAGCAGAUAUCUUUGGCCGACGAUGCAUGGUGUUUGAAAAUGUUUGUAAUUGUUCAGGAAACUUCUAUGGAGUCGAUUGCAGUGAGUGUGCGUUUGGUUGGUCAGGAGAAAAUUGUGGAAUGAAAAAACAAGCCGUUCAAAGAAAAAGUUUUGGCAGUCUAUUGGAUUCUGAAAAGCAAAAUGUUGUGAACGGUAUGCUCAUGCUAAAGAGUGAAAUGGGUUAUUGGAGUGUUGUUACUGAAGAGCCACCAACUGCUUCUGGCACAGUUACACUGCAAAAUGUUUCUACUUAUGAUUUCCUUGUCUACAUACACAACUACGUGUCCCGAGAUGCCUCGGAGGCAUGCAAAGUUCUUAAUGGCGGUAUAAAUGUUGACUUUGCUCAUUCUGGGCCAAAUUUUCUAGUCUGGCACAGAACAUAUCUGCUGAUUUUGGAAAGAGCACUUCAAAGAGUGCUAGACAAUCCUAGUUUUGGCCUACCAUACUGGAAGUGGGAGGGCAAUGACCUUUCGGUAUUUGAUGAACGAUAUUUUGGUACAUUGCCAACGAGAUCAAGAGAACGCCAAGAUAUUACAAAUGGAUUAAAUUGGAAAACAGUUUGUGACAUCUCAUUUAGACUGAAAACUACAGAUAAGGUUGGAAGGGAAGUAGAUGCUUAUUGGAAUGACAAAGAUCCGCGUAAUUGUAUGCAAUAUUGGGCUCCUUGUGACCCUAUCACUGAUUUAGGGAAUAGUAAUCGGCUUCAAAGAGGGAAUGCUUAUUUAAAAGGAUACCUACCGAAUGUACGUGAGAUUGAAAUAGCGAUAGCUGCGCCAGAAUAUGAUGCACCAGGUGAUAACGGCAAGUAUGGUCAGCGCAGUCUACGAGAUAGUUUUAGAAGUAGACUGGAAGGUUGGAGUUUGAUAUGCUCAACUUCUGACUUGUGUGUCGGGCCUCAGGUAUCACCAAUGUAUCAACGAUUACAUAAUAAUGUUCAUGAUUGGAUAAAUGGGCACAUGAGCGUUCCACCAUCUGCCGUAAAUGAUCCUGUAUUUAGUCUGCAUCACAGCAACAUCAAUCGAAUUCUUGAAAGCUGGAUGCAACGCUUUCCAUCUGGUGAAAUACCUCAAUACAAACCCGACAGUAGGGGUCAUAUUGGACAUAAUUCGCAAGACUACAUGGUACCAUUUCUUCCUCUUAUAACACCGAAUCAGCAAUAUAGUACAAGUGAUAACUGGGGGUAUGAGUACGAUUAUCUUAUUGAGGCUACUAUAAGUGAUAAUGAUAUACCAAACUGCACCUAUACUGAAGAAAACAUUCAGGAAUGCCGUAUAUGUACUGCUCAUAGCAGUGAUAGCUCUACUCAAUGCACUCAAUACGAAUUCGAUGCGAUAGCUUGUAUCGGAGAGUAUCAAACUUGCUCGCUUUCGACCGAAGAUAUCAGGGUAUGCUCAGCAACUGAGCCGACAGUGAGGCCUACUCCGGGUUCAAGUUCCAAGAUGCUUAAAGCUAGCUUGCUACCGUUCCUGCUCAUUGUCUUCCUCACGUUGAUACUCUGA
This is a messenger RNA of Halichondria panicea, 1557 nucleotides long. Its product is annotated as L-dopachrome tautomerase-like. The transcript has a single exon. NCBI's taxonomy places the organism in Eukaryota, Metazoa, Porifera, Demospongiae, Suberitida, Halichondriidae. The coding region runs from base 46 to 1557 and encodes 503 amino acids. The record is from RefSeq and is a predicted model, not a curated record. Gene Ontology annotation, molecular function: oxidoreductase activity.